CGAUCGACAACCUCCGUAUCGACCACCUAGCUACUAGAUACUAGCUACUGUAUCGAGAUCGGUAUAGCAGCCACGGGGGUGCUACAGAUCGCACAAGAACGGCAGGAUGGAAACGGCCAGCGUGCAAGCUCGACCGGACACCUGGCGAGAUCCCCGAAAGCUAAAGACGCAAGCCGAGAUACAGAGACACCUCACCCUGCUCUCUCAACGGGAAAACGAGCUCUCGGUGGCUCUCAACGAGAUAAUAAGCAAUAGGACUGGCCUCGACGAUAGUAUAAGGCGGCUGAAUACCUUGGUACCGAAAGUCAAGUCGCUGCAACAACAGGUCGAUGGGGAGGUAGUCCCGGAUGAAAACGAACGUCAGAGCGUGCCAGUGUUCGACGAGUUUUCAGACGACGAAUUCGAGGACGAAGACUAUGGCUUGGUCGAACGGAUACGAAGGGUAUGGGUGACGAGUGAACGAGUGGGCGGCAAGGUUCGCAAGCUGGAUGUCGAGGUUUCGAGAGUCAAGGAAGCUUCCGAGCGUGUACAGGAAGUGCUCGAACUUAGAAGCGCCCUACAGUCGUUGAGGGAGGCAAUACCGAAAGGUGACUGGGAACUUGCCACCCGCUGUUGUAAGCGGGCGAUGGACAUUCGAGAGGAAGUCAUCGAAUCCGCCUUCAGCGCCCGCGUUAUUCCGACUUCCUCGGAUCCAUCACCGCCACCUCAAGCAUUGCGCGAACUUCGGCAGCAGCUCUUGACCACAUUCAAGCGAGAGUUCGAGGAGGCCUCGAGUAAGAAGGACGAACAGGCGACUAGUCGGUUCUUCAAGCUAUUCCCUAUGAUCGGCGCCGAAAAUGAGGGGUUGGAGGUAUAUGGUGACUUCGUUACAGGCUUGGUACGAGGUCGCAAUCCAGCCGGCGGGAAACCUUCGUCCCCACUCUACUACGUCUCGCAUCUCACUUCGCUGCUAGAGAGCAUAGCACUGAUCAUCGAUCAGCAUCAAAACAUCGUAGACAAAUACUACGGGCAGGGCAAGAUGAAAGUCGUAGUCCAACGGUUGCAGAUGGAGGCGGAUGGAUUCUGCAAAACCCUCGUAGAAGGGUGGGAAGACGAGCGACGUGUAGGAAGAUUGAUCUCAGAAACGACGCAAAGCCGUUUCGAUUAUCUCGCCAAUCCCGUUCAGAACCACGCCCCAUCGAAUCAGUAUGGCGCGACCGCUUCUGUGCAGGCAUCGCUUACAGCGCUCUCUCAAGCUCAGCACGGUCUGGCGAAUCUUCCUGGAGCUGCGACAUCGCUUCUCGCUCAAUAUGCAGGAGCGGGUCCUAAGAAACCCUUGGCACAUACUGAGGAAGUGCCAGGCGAACAGCCAGACGGCUUGGAGGAGGAGAAGACCGGGCCUGAUCCACGAGACGUAGACAAGAUCGUCGGAGAAAUGAUCACUCUUAGCGGGAGGUGGGCAUUGUACCGGCGUUUCGUCUGGAAUCGACUAAAUUCUGACGAAGAUGAAGAGAAAACGCCUGUGGAGGAAAAGUCGGACCCUGCUGCGAUCGCAGAGCGGAAAGAAUCGUUGUCGGUGGAUGCCAUUGACGCAUCGGAAAGCCAGAGAGUCAUAACGAAUAUGCUUCGCACGUAUUACCAGCCUCUCGAAGCCUGGUACUUGAGGACUAGUGUACAAAAGGCGCACAGAAUGGACACUCCGGAUCUAAGCGAUCGACCACACGUUUCUUCUGUCGUAGACGACGUUUUCUACCUCCUGAAGCUCGUACUAAACCGAGCUCUUACAUCCGGGUCACUUGCCACGAUCCGUGCCAUAAGAGAAGAUGUCAGCAAGAUUAUCGAGCGAGACUACCUUGGAGUCUUGCAGAAGAAGAUGGACGCGGUGUACUCCGGCGGAGGCGCAGCUAUUGGCUUGCUCGGGACAAACUUGCCUGGUGCUAACAAAGAGGCCGAGAAGGAAAAGAGAGAAAAGGAGCUGAGAAUCAGCUAUAGCGUCCUUCUCAAUGACCUCGAUCUGUCUGCCAACUACACUGAGAGACUGGUAGACGAGAUGGUCUCGGGAGGUCUCGCAGAACAAUGGUUUUUGGAGGUGGAAGUACCCAUCGUACGAGCCGAACUCAAAACGCUCACUGACAUUGCCACGAGUAUGCGAACGAUCGCAAAGGCCGGAAUCGACCAGCUUUUCAACCAACUAACGCGGCCCCGACUCAGAACCUUGUUGGAAGAUGUGUACAAGGGUGUUACCUAUCUCUUGGAUGAAGACGCCUAUGCAGAUGCAGAGAACGAAGAUGUCGUGCGAAAGCGCUUCAUUAAGGGUUGGGAACCGCUCGUAGAAGGUUACCGGGCGAGCUUCACUGAUACGAAUUUCCAGACGUUCUUCUCGAUGAUGGUCGAGGUGAUGGUACGGCCUUGGGAGAAGAUGGUGUUAGGGAUGCGAUUCACAGAGUUGGGCGCCAUCCGCUUCGAUCGUGAUGUACGGUCGGUGGCGAACUACCUAUCAACACAAACGGAAUUCGGGGGCGGAAGGGAGAAGUUCACCCGGUUACAACAGAUUGCGACCAUCUUGAACCUCGAUCCGGACGAAGACCCUGAGGACUUUUAUGGGUCUUCAGGGAUCGCUUGGAGGUUGAACAAGAACGAGUAUGAUGGCAUCGUAGCAAUCAAGGUGUAACACAAGCCAAUUUGAUACAACAUGAUAUCGUUA
Molecule: messenger RNA, 2683 nt
Organism: Filobasidium floriforme
Lineage: Eukaryota; Fungi; Basidiomycota; Tremellomycetes; Filobasidiales; Filobasidiaceae
Product: COG4 transport protein-domain-containing protein
Exons: 13
Coding region: 107-2650 (847 amino acids)
Source: RefSeq, a predicted model, not a curated record